Caenorhabditis remanei is the source of this 435-nucleotide messenger RNA. RefSeq lists its product as uncharacterized. Lineage: Eukaryota; Metazoa; Nematoda; Chromadorea; Rhabditida; Rhabditidae. The transcript has 4 exons. The coding region runs from base 1 to 435 and encodes 144 amino acids. The record is from RefSeq and is a predicted model, not a curated record.
AUGAACAUCCUCGCCUUUCUCCUCCUCACCUUCUCCUCCUUCCUCGCCACGCACGGAGGAAAAAUCAAACCGCCGACAUAUUUCACGUCUUGGGGUACCCUCACUUGCCUCCGACCCAUUUAUUGGUGCUUCUUCGUGUCUUAUAUGGAACGAGACAUUUGGACAUAUGAUGAUCGAAUUGAUUUCUUGGGAGUUCGAUGCACGCGAGACAAAGACUAUCCCUUUUCAUUGAAGGGGUGGCAGUAUGGGGAUGAGCAGUUAAGCCACAACUUCACGAUCUCGUUGGAAGUCACCUCCAAUUGUACAGAGGAUGGCACGUUAAAACUGUUGGAGACAGACAGGAUUGAAGCAAGGUUGGACUCUCGUCACGUGGAAUUCAAUAGAACCAUCGAUCUCACAACAGACCCGGGCACCCAUGUACCCAAAUAUCACUAA